This is a messenger RNA of Amoebophrya sp. A120, 5637 nucleotides long. The record is from the annotation of a GenBank genome assembly. NCBI's taxonomy places the organism in Eukaryota, Dinophyceae, Syndiniales, Amoebophryaceae.
AUUCGGAGAAGCUCGGGGACGACCGUUUUUUUUCAGCAUGUGGCAACAAGUAACUACACCAAGAAUUAUGCGGUCAAGUAAAAUCAGAAUGGAUUUGGAUAUGCAUAUGGAUAAGGAUAUCAAGGAGAUGCUCUGCAACCGCGGCUUUCGCUGUCUGCCGCGCAUACGCGGACCAUGGUUCCUAGCGAACGGCUUCUUUCGUGGCCUCUCCAGUGGGUUGAAGCAUGCGCAGCGAAAGCGCAAGUUCCCAUUGGCGCGUGUGGCCGAUGGCAUGUUCUUUCUGGUUCUACUUCUGUGGAUAGGGACGACAUUGACCACAUGGUCUCACGGCUUUCUUGUUGUGUACCGGGGGCCCUCGGGAGCAAGAUCAAAAAAAGCCACUGCCUUGAUUCAAGCUAUCGCAAGGAAUAAACACGCAACACAAAAGCGGCGCAAACGGAAGCGCAUGUUCAUGUUGCAUAAGGAUCAUGCUCGCACGGAGCGGCUGCUCGACAUGGGCGAAGAAUCUUCCGCGCGAGGAGUUGUGCACUUUCGCCAGAAUGACAGACAGGGUCGCGGCACCAUAGUUUCUUCGCGUACUAAACACUGUGCCACUUCUUCUUCCAGGAAGCCAGCACGCGGGGCGUCGGAAGCCGAAGUAGGCGAAGGAAAGGUUCCCGUUGAACUGGUAGUCUUCGCCGAUGAGGCGUUUCAGAAGACGUACGAUUUUCAGUUGAGGACCCUGCGAUGCUAUGCGAAACACUUCGGUUACCGUCUCUCCGUCCUUCCGCAGAAGACGAAUUGGAAAGAUCUAGACUGGGCCAAACAGGCAUCGGUCGAAACGAAGCGCGACUGUUUAGACGCUGCGCAAAGAAACGGGGCUUUUGCGCCCGUCCUUCGGCACUGCCUGUUAGCGGCAUACCUGGAGUCCAAAGUUCGAUCGGUGCACCCGCCGCCGCCGGGAGUCAAAACUUCCAGGCGCGACGAGCAUGAGAAAAACGAAAAGGCCAAGGCAUCGAAGAGCAACAAAAGAAGAAUCCCCGCGGUUUCAGCCUCGAUGAAUAAAGAUAAACUUAAUAAACGGAACCCUGCUCGAUCUAAAUCGAACAGCCAAGCGAUGGUUUCCUUUUUCCAGCACCUGCUGCGGCUUGAUCUACGUGGGUCCUCAACAACUGAGGCGCAAAAGCCACGCUCCCUUGCGGAAGGGAUCUACCUCCCCGAGAACGAUGAUCGACCUGACAACACGGUAUAUGUUUUGUUGGAUGCAGAUAUGGCAGCGCAUUCCCUGACAAUAAGCCUAGAGCCAUGGGCACGCCUGGCGUCCGGCACCGGAUCCGUGAUGGAGUUACCCCGGGCCGGAAACGCCGCCGCGUCGGCUCCGGCUGACAAAGGUAAAAGUGCACUUCAGGUUCAAGAACAUGGCGAGUCAUCUUCGUGCAGCCCCGCACACGCUGCGGACGUGGUGCUCUUCGACCGGAACUGGGGCAGCCGCGAGACGUCGAGUACUCGUGAAGGUCACAACGAUAAUGAAUUGAUGGCCGGAACAUAUCUGCUUCGGAACAACCCCCGAUCCAGACAAUUCCUACGCCAGUGGGCGGUCCUAGGGGCAGAAGGAAGGAGCAAAAAUGCCAACGAAGCCACGAGCCCUGUCUCUCCGAGAGUGUCAGGAGAUGAAACCGCUGUGGCGCACCACCAAGAAACAAGUAAGAACGUCUCACAGCGUACAAGGGGAAUGGACUUCAACGACCCAGCGAAGAGGACAAGUCCGCCGCAUCGCCGCGCCGAGCAAAAACAACAUAAGGGGCAACAUGCCGAUCGCCCCGCGCGCCCCAACCACCGCGUCACGGACUCACUGCCCGCGCUCCGGUACAAGGUAGAGCUGGUGGUCUUUACGCAGGGUGGCUUUCAAAGUAAGUAUCGGAGCCAGCUGGCGAGUUUGCGUUGCUAUGCCGAGAGGCUGGGAUACGGCUUUAACGUAUUUUAUGGCGGGAGCUCUGAUUGAAAUUGACAAAAUUGCUUCAAACGGGAUUUGAUGCGAUGUAGAAAUAAACCAAUGCCCCACACUCCUGGAUCCGUAGUUUGCAAGAGGGUGUGUCAUGACGGAUGUUUCAGACGCGGAAAGCCAAUGAUCUGUCACUUUACUUAUUCAGAGCUGCGGAGCAGAGGGAAAAGAAAAGCGCCGGCUUUUGUCGUGAUAGCUCUUCAUCAUUUUCCACAUCCAUGAGCUCCUUCUUGGGCAGGAGCCUCAGCGUUACAUCAAUCUGCAGUUUGCAUUUUCUGCAUUACUUAAGCUUUGCAAAUUUGCAAGAGCCUCACGCUUUCAUAUGUUCUCAAUGACGGACAAAAAAUCUCUUUCCUGGGUGCGCGACGCGACGGUAGAAACGCAGGAAGGCUGUCUGCGGAAAACGACGGAUGUAUUCUUCCUGCGUCACUGCCUGCUUGCGGCUUAUCUCGAUUCCAAAAAGGACGAGGACGAAGGACCUGGGAAGCCGCCAGCGCUCUAUUUUGCAUUGGAUGCGGAUAUCGCCUCGCGUGGGUUCGAUUUGAGUUUGCGCCCCUGGGCGGAACUCGCCCUCGGCUCCUUUGCGCAAGAACAGGACAGUGCGACCUGGCAGCUUAUGUGGGGUGCUGGCGCGCCACACGUCGCAUCCACUGCAACUACCUCGAAACGCAACAACACAGCUAAGCAGCCACCAGCAGAUGUCAUGUUCUUUGAGCGAAUAUGGGGGCUGGAAAACCACAACGAGCUGAUGGCAGGAGCAUACAUGGUGCAGAACACUGCUCGUGCUCGGCGGUUCUUGCGGCAGUGGGCCUCUUGGGAGGAGCAGCGACCGCCGGGCUACAGCUCCGCCGACAACGGCGCAAUCCAUAUGGCCGUGCCCGAGGCACUGGGAGUUUCGGCGUCGCACUGCGAGAAAAAGUUUGCGGCCUUAACCUCGGACGUCACCGAUCUGAGCCCCUACGCGAAAGUGCUACUGUGUGUACGCCAGCACCUGGGAAUGGGCGCUACGCCGGACGACCCAGACGGCUCAUCGUUCGAACACGCGCAAGGUGGUCUUCUUCUGGAGCAAAUGCGAGCUGCUGAAACCCCGGAGGCAGGUGGAGGUGCCCCAGAAGAUAGCGAUCACGCCACCGCUAUGCAUCCCGAUCGGGUUAUUCCCGGCUUGCGGCUUCGAAUCCUGGGGAAAGAAGCCGCGUGGGCGCCAGACUGGUGGGCUUCGAACGCCAAGAUACACCCGCUUAUGGUAGUGUCAGGUUGGAAACCGGCGAAAUCAUGGAGAUAAUUUGUGCCGCAUUCGAAACUAAAAAUCGACAUUAAUUGUUGAGCCGAUUUUAUUCUCCAAUUACUGUCUAAACGACGCAUUCUCACAUCGGACUAGGAGAUCUACCCGCGUCGAAACGUCCGGGCCACCAACGCGGCGGCCUUCUACUGAUCACAAAAACGAAUAACAAGGAUCAUGAGCAGAUGACGGAAACUCGUACCAUAUAUACAGCGGCGCAGGUCAAGUUUCUCUGUCUCGUUGUUUAGGACAAGGCAGACUUCUUUUGGCGUGCUCGAUUUCCAAACCUGUGCACCCUUACAAUCGACCUCGUCCUCGCUUGCUUUCCUUACAAGACAGGCACUCUCGCUGUGCCUUGCCUUUUAUGCUUCAGCGUCGCAAGUCAUUUUUUAUGUUUCCAUUACAGUAGACAUACAGGUACACAAAGGGUCAGGCUGUGUUAGGUUCCGGUAGAUUUGCCGUGAUCGCAAUUUAUUUUCAUGUUAUCGAUCUCGGUCUCCUCGAGCCUGAAACUUUCAUACCUGUCGGCCACGGGAUAAAAAACAUGAACGAGGGACUUCAAUACCAGAAUGAGAAUUCCCCCCUCCCACUGAAUACCCAUUCGGAGAUUUUUUCCGAAUAGACCUGCUGAGCUUCUUGACGUGCAGGAUAGCAGCGUAGCUGCUGAGAGUAGAGUAUGAAGACAGACGUUUUAUUGGCAGUAGUCUAGUACAAAGCAAGCGAGCAGCCACGGACCACUUCCUGUACACCAGUAAUUUUUAAUAUGCGCAAACGGCUGCAUAGAAGGCGAAGCAUGAUCAGUAAUAUUCGAGUACGAGUGCAUUCUUGCUGCAUGGAAUGUUGGUGCUGCUUGUAGAAGCCCUAAGUAUUUUGCUUUUUGCCUUUGUUUGACAGUAGAAAGAUGGCAACCCGCCGAGAAACUGCAUCAGCUUCAGCGUUUUUAUUGUGCUUUGUAGGGGAGGGGGUUCCUGCUCCUGGCGAUAUUCAACAUCACUGGUUCACACCGGACAUGUUGUCUUGUCUAGACGCGCACGGCAUUGAAACCCGACUGCCCGACCAACGGACGACACCUCUGAACGGAGCUGCUUUCAUUUCAGAAGACAGCAAAGCGCUUCACCGCGCGGUGCCGGAGUCACUUGGAAUUCCUGUCGCGCAAUGUGAAAAAUCGGAGCAGGAGCACCAGCACGCGCCCGCCACCACCGACCGGUCGCCGUACGCCAGCUUCGUGAAUUGCACUAGGGUGCGGUUGAUGCAGAUGGUCGGCGCGGCAUCGGCUCAAGACGCUUCUGUCCCGAACGCAGACCGUGGCAUCUAUUUCUUCCAGGCACGAGGAGAUGAGAGGAAACGAACUGAAGGUCACCGACGGCACGACCACAAGGGCCUGCUGGGUCAUCUCAAUGUGGAUCAGACGAGCACCGCCCAGCUCCUGCAUGAGGAUGAAAGACAACUGCACGACGAAGAACACGCUGGCUCCCUAGUGAUUCCAAACUUGGCCGUUCGGUUGCUCGGGUGGAAGCAGUCCUGGGCCUCCGACAAACUGGAGUCGGGCACUAGCGGAAGUCCGUUCGGUCACCUGAAAAACAUCACGGAAGCCAAAGGGCGCCACUGGUUUGGAGAACCCAUGCUAUCUUGCGUUGAUGAGGUAAAGGUAUCCUUCUAGUCGCAAAAGAUCAAGAACACGAGAAAGAAUGCGAUGUAUCCAUGUACGAUUGUGUUUGUUGUAUGACUAUGACUACGAAGAUUUCGAAGAUGUGACGUUUCAUCAACUUCAACACGACAGCGACACCACGAGUCGUGAUGAAGCUGCACAUUACUACAGAUCGAGCAUGAAUUUCACCUCCACUGAAAGACUGAAAUCAAUGAAAGGACAAUGACAUCAAAUGAAAAGAACUACAAUGUGAGAAGUUUCGACACGAACACGGUCAUCAACACGGGCGGACAGACUCAGACCUUCCUGUAAAAGGAUGACUCAGAUACAUUCCAAGAAUGAUUGUGCGGUCACAUUCCUGCAGCGCUUCCCGAAUAAAGUCCCACCUGGGUGGUGCGUGGCUUCCUCUUCGACGAGUUUAUUAGUUCUUGUGUGGUACUUGCUCUUGCGCUUCCUUGCGCUUGCGGACGAACUUGCAGAACUCGUGCGAAAACAGCAAACUAAAUAAAGCGACAAGGCAGUAGGAGCCAAAAAUCGGAAACUGCACUUCAGCCAAGAACUUGCAAAGCGAGAGACACAAAGAGAAAAGAGCUGCGCUACUACACCAGUCGGCCUUUUUUAAGGGGCGUAUUUUUUUUUUCUGCGUUGAUGCCUAGAAUCAAAUCUACAAAUGAGUUUUGCAUUUGCUCAUUCUUUAAAUUACGAGGACUCGUUCCUCGAAUAGUCCGC